AUGCCAUUUAUUUAGUUUUGCUUUACAGCUCCUUAAUACUAAAUGCAAAUUUCGUUUUGCAUUCUACCUAUGAAGAAUUUAAUAAUAAAAUAAUUUCAUUAGCCAAUACUAAUUGGAAUUGUGAUAACAUUAACACUAAACCAACUAAAAUACUUAGUUGUAGUAAAAGGGUAAUUUAGUAGCUUUAGAAAAUAUCAAAUAUAUGUCAUUAAAUUUAAAAGACUGUUAAUACAAAAUUACAUAGUCAACAGAAAAUAAUCACCUAAAUUUAAUUAAAUUUGCUGUAAUUUUACAUUGAUAUUUAAGGGAAUAGAUCUUUGGAUGAUUGAUGAUGAAUGUAUAAAUGUUUAUGUAACUGGUCAAUAAAGCCCUUUUAAGAAAUGCCUCUAUCCAAAAAGUAAUCAUGCUUUUGGAAAAUCAGUCAACUGUGAAAAUAAUAUUAAUGAAAAUUAUUAGCUACGUUUAACAGAAAUUAUUUAAACAACAUCCUAAUCUGAAAAUAUUUAAAUUAAAAUAUGGAGUAAUGCUAAUGAAGAUCUUAAUAAUGAAUCAUAUUCAUUCAGCAAUAUCUAAUUAUUUAUAAAUAGAUGUUAUAAGACUUGCAAGACUUGUUCAGGGGAAAGAGAGAAUUAAUGUUUAAGUUGUUAUCCUGGAAUAUUUUUGAGUAAUACUUACACAUGCAAUUCUUGUAAAGAGUUACUAAACUAAUAAUUUCUUCAUAGACCUGAAGGUUGUAAAAAUAAAUUUGAAGAAGAUUAUGGAUUUGAUCAAGAUUUAGUAUGUAAUGAAGAUAUAUGUAAGAUUAAUAUUUAUUUUUGAGAUGUUUAAAAAUCUUGUUAAGAAAAUUGUUAAUUAUAUACGAAUACAUAAUAAUGUUUAUUAUGUAAUGAAAAGUAUCUCCAUUUAGGAAAAUGUAUAAAUAAAUGCCCAUUUUUCCAAAGGUAGAAGGAGCAAAUUGUUUGAAUAGCAUUGAUAUACUGAAAAAAUAAAAUUUAAGAAUUAUAGAAUUAAUGAAAGAAUUUCAUGAUCUAUCAACAACUAAUAAUUAAAUAUUGAAAUUAUUUAUUACCUGGAAGUUUAAAUAUAAAUUUUUUAAAAGGUAAUUAAAUUUAUUUCAGCUACUUAUGAAAUAAAAGAAUAUUUGGAGGACCAUUUGUUUGGGUAGAUGCUAAAUUUAAAUUUACUUACAAAUGGACAUAAGAAUUCAAGUAUAUUAGAAUAUUUUUUGA
Messenger RNA from Paramecium sonneborni, 1229 nucleotides. Lineage: Eukaryota; Ciliophora; Oligohymenophorea; Peniculida; Parameciidae. The record is from the annotation of a GenBank genome assembly.